Molecule: messenger RNA, 2022 nt
Organism: Plasmodium fragile
Lineage: Eukaryota; Apicomplexa; Aconoidasida; Haemosporida; Plasmodiidae
Exons: 1
Coding region: 1-2022 (673 amino acids)
Cellular component (GO): U2-type catalytic step 2 spliceosome; U2-type catalytic step 1 spliceosome; Prp19 complex
Molecular function (GO): metal ion binding; pre-mRNA binding; U6 snRNA binding
Source: RefSeq, a predicted model, not a curated record
AUGAGCACGAAGAGGCUUUUUAAUAUAUUACAAGCAGAGGAAGAUGAUGAGAAAAAAAAAAAAAAAAAGGUUAACACGACAAGGGGGGCAGAAGUAUAUGGAUUGAAAAAGAACGAAGAAGCCGCACAAGUGACCAGCCAAGGGGAGGCAGAGUCACUGGGGGAUGAUGGGAAGGAGACAGACGAAGGACGCGACACACGUAGCGUCAAGACCAACCAGAACGACAUAAGCGAGAAAUGUGGUGAUGGGUUGGAAGUGCAAGAUAAAAAUAUCCCCGACAAAGGGAGACAAAAUGAGAGCGUGUGCAAGGAGAAGGAAAAGAACACCACUGAACCUCCCCCUGUUCACUUAAGCAAUACAUUAAAUGAGCAUAGAAGUAUCGGGGAGGAAGCCAGUGGUGAUGAGAAGGGCAUGGAAUUAGCGGAAAAAAAUUCACAUGAGGCUGAGGCCCCGUUUGAGCCUCUGCAGGAAGAGGAAAAGGAUAGCGGAGAAGUGAGCAAAGAAGUAAGCCGCGUGGAAGGACGAGAUCGCUGUAACCGAGAGGACAACUCCAGAGCGACCCCAGGGGACGUCUUGCAAAAUGGAAGUAGCAAUCCUAACAGGAAUGCUAAUAGACGCACCGUGGAAAGGGAUGCACCGAAUGAAGCACCACAAGUAGGAGAAGCAAACAAGGGGAGAGAACAACAUAGGGGAAGUAACUCAGGAGAGACCACGAACAAAACAGAGGAGAAGAGUGACACCGGACUGAGUGGAGGCGACGGUCAGCAGAAGCACGAUAUGGAAUCGCACGAUUGUGUUAACGGGGCGUAUAACAGUGUGAAUAGUGGUGGGGUUUUUCCGCGUAGCUGGAUUAACUUCAAUGGUUACUACGACAUGUACGGUUGUGGCUACGCCGGUGGGCCGGGCAUGCCCCCCGUGGGAAGCGUCCCCCCCGCCGCGACAAUCCCACCGAUGACGCCCCCAGGAAUGCUUAACAUGGUAAACGCGACGUAUGAGACGUACGCAACCUGCACAACCUACGCGAACCAUGCAAACUACAACCGCAGCUACCACUCCAAUUACUAUUACAUGUGCGAUGAAUACGGGCGUGGGAUGGAAACGGAUGUGGGGGUGAAGCAGCCCCAUGGGUUCUGCUCGCUACUGGAAAAAAGCAUCCAGCUAAUGAAGAAAAACGACCAGGUAAAAGAAAUCCUGAAGCGCCCAGCCAAAUUGCAAGUGACCCAAGAGGAGCUCAACAAAGUGGAAUACUCACAUGGAAAUGACGAAUACAAUAUCUGGUUCGGAAGGUACGUGCCGGACAAAUUCGACAAAGGCAGAACUGCUAGCGGUGCACAACGCUUUGUAGCAAGGUUCAAAUGCAAACCCUCCACCGACUCAGGAUACACAAAGGCAGAUAAAAAUUUCACAAGCAAACAAUUUUUUUGCAUCUACUUUGCACGCGGAUGUUGUGCGUAUGGACACAACUGCCUCUACAGACAUCGCAUUCCAAACGAAAAUGAUGAGUUGCAGUUUGAACAAACCGUUGACAUAUUUGGACGCGAAAAGUUCAGUACCUUCAAAGAAGACAUGAGUGGGGUGGGUAAUUUUAACAGUGAGUGUAGAACACUCUUCAUUGGAAGCAUUCAUAUUGAUAAUGUCGAGCAAGUUCACCUAAUAGAACAGAUCUUAUACGAGGAGUUCAGCAACUUUGGACAUGUCGAUUAUGUAAGAUUUGUGCCUUUUAAAAAUAUUGCCUUCGUUCAAUAUUCUUAUAGAGUCAAUGCGGAGUUUGCCAAGGUGGCCAUGUCGGAUCAGCCCAUUGAGAAUCACUCCACGGCGCUCACCAUCAAAUGGGCUUUCGAGUUGAAGAACACUCCGCAUCAUUCCUGUCAACAUUACGCCAACCCCUAUGUGUAUAACAAUAGCCCCUUUAUGUCGUCCACGUGGAAACAGCACGUUUCGAGGGGGAGGCAGCGGGGUCGCAAGCAGUUAAGCUGCCCGCCCCAAUAUGGUCUUCCUCCCCAAUUUGGUUCGCCUCCAUAG